This is a messenger RNA of Apaloderma vittatum (bar-tailed trogon), 1365 nucleotides long. It is a transcript of the gene ABHD2, whose product is annotated as abhydrolase domain containing 2. The record is from RefSeq and is a predicted model, not a curated record. The coding region runs from base 1 to 1281 and encodes 426 amino acids. Gene Ontology annotation, biological process: steroid hormone receptor signaling pathway; medium-chain fatty acid biosynthetic process; acylglycerol catabolic process. Gene Ontology annotation, cellular component: sperm flagellum; sperm plasma membrane. The transcript has 9 exons. Gene Ontology annotation, molecular function: monoacylglycerol lipase activity; acetylesterase activity. Lineage: Eukaryota; Metazoa; Chordata; Aves; Trogoniformes; Trogonidae.
AUGAGUGGGAUGUUGGAAACCCCUGAGCUCCCGGCGGUGUUUGAUGGGGUGAAGCUAGCUGCAGUUGCUGCUGUUCUGUAUGUUAUUGUUCGCUGCUUGAAUUUAAAAAGCCCAACCGCCCCUCCUGAACUCAUUUACCAGGACUCUGCUUUGGCCCGCUUUCUACUCAAAUCCUGCCCACUUCUGACCAAAGAGUACAUUCCACCCCUGAUCUGGGGAAAGAGUGGACAUAUCCAGACUGCCCUUUAUGGAAAAAUGGGGAGAGUGAGAUCACCGCACCCCUACGGACAUCGCAAGUACCUCACGAUGCCAGAUGGAGCGACAGCGACCUUCGAUCUCUUUGAGCCGCAGUCUGAGCAUUGCAUCGGAGAGGAUGUCACGAUGGUAAUCUGCCCUGGGAUUGCUAACCACAGUGAAAAGCAGUAUAUCCGCACUUUUGUUGACUACGCGCAAAAAAAUGGGUACAGGUGUGCUGUCCUGAAUCACUUGGGAGCCUUACCCAAUAUUGAGCUCACUUCUCCGCGAAUGUUCACAUACGGUUGCACCUGGGAAUUUGGUGCCAUGGUUAAUUACAUCAAGAAGACCUACCCUCAGACCCAGCUAGUUGUUGUGGGCUUCAGCCUGGGUGGAAACAUUGUGUGCAAAUACCUGGGAGAGAAUCAGGCCAACCAGGAGCGAGUCCUGUGCUGCGUCAGCGUGUGUCAGGGGUACAGUGCAUUGAGGGCACAGGAAACCUUCAUGCAGUGGGAUCAGUGUAGAAGGUUUUAUAACUUCCUCAUGGCCGACAACAUGAAGAAGAUCAUCCUUUCUCACAGGCAAGUUCUUUUUGGAGAUAACAACAUGAAGAAGCCACAAAGCCUGUCAGAUGCUGACCUGAGCAAACUCUAUACAGCAACAUCCCUCAUGCAGAUUGAUGAUAACGUUAUGAGGAAGUUCCAUGGCUACAGUUCCCUGAAGGAGUACUAUGAAGAAGAAAGCUGCCUGCAUUACUUGCACAGGAUCUAUGUUCCUCUUCUGUUGGUUAAUGCUGCUGAUGACCCUCUUGUGCAUGAGAGUCUUCUAUCAAUUCCAAGAGCUCUUUCAGAGAAAAGGGAAAAUGUCAUGCAUGUGUUGCCCCUUCAUGGAGGCCACCUGGGAUUUUUUGAGGGGUCUGUGCUAUUCCCGGAACCUCUUACCUGGAUGGAUAAGCUUGUGGUGCAGUAUGCCAAUGCCAUCUGCCAGUGGGAGAAGACAAAGUCUCACUGCUCGGACACAGAGCAGGCUGUAUCUGGCCAGGAGUAAUUGUCCCAAAGACUCUGGAUCACUUGAGUAUAUCUCCCCCUCUCUGGGAACAUCUUGUUCCCUCACCUGCUGCUUCAGGUUUCC